Molecule: messenger RNA, 9705 nt
Organism: Pocillopora meandrina
Lineage: Eukaryota; Metazoa; Cnidaria; Anthozoa; Scleractinia; Pocilloporidae
Source: the annotation of a GenBank genome assembly
ACUGUAGAUGUGCUAAAGGAGUUCAGGGUCCAGUUCAAGUUUGGUGUCUUUACUAAAUGGGAUGAAGUCACUGAAAAUAUGCGUGAGACGACGCGGCAACAUGCAAGAAAAUGUUACAAAGAGGUAUUCGAACGGUCGUUGGGAGGCAUGCAAGAAGUUUAUUUCGUUGAAGUAGAGAAUACCACACUAGCCUCGGUAAGUUUUGAAUCUAUGUAUUCUAGCAGUCUAAUUGGAGCAACCUGAAAUCGGAAAACGAGGCAAAUCGAGAUGCUGGAGUAUUCUGUAGGUGACAGACGCUUACAAGUUAUAAAAUCAAUUUGAAGAAGGAAAUGGCCCAUGAGAGGCGGAGGGAUUCCGCGUAGACAACAAAUGUCAACGAUUACAUCAACUAGUAUAUAAAAAUGUGUUUUUAACAUAACUUAAACACAACGGGCGUUGUGAUUGGUCAGAGUAUAUUUGUAUAUUUAUAGUAGAUGUAUUUACACCCGUUUUCAGAAGCGUUGCAUGCUGAAAUAUAUACUAAAUUUAUAUAAUUUUCUUUUUUCUCAUCAAAAAUUCUCUUUUUGAUAAGAAAAGAAAAGGUAUAUAGUGCCUGAUUACAACCCUGCCCCCCCCCAGACAUUCAGUUGGUUAUCAAAAAGGACCUACACAUGAUAAGUUCGUCGUCAGAGCUAUUAGGAAAUCUUCGACCAAAAAUGAAUCUUUCCUGUAUAUCAGGAGACCAAAAACCUCAAAUGGGGAAAAUGUAUCACUUUGUCAUGAAUGGCAAGGUGUUUUGUCUUAAAUUAAUUAGCCAUACUAUAGCAAAUGCGGCUCUUGGAUCUAAACUCCCGCCUUUGGUAGAGGCCAAGAGGCUAAAGCGUAAACAAUUGGGCAAUCCAAUAUAUCUUCCUAGCUAGAAGCAAUCGAUCAAUAUUUAGGAGGGUGUCAUUGGGGUGAUGGCCAUUACGGCUAACAGUUACGAAUUGGCCAUUUUACGACUAACGGUCAUAUCAUUACAUUUUUAUCAACAUAAUUUUUUUACGCUUAACCUUUUUACCUCUAUCACCUAAAAUUUGUAGAUUUCUACACCCAACGGCUAUUUUUUUGUCGUUUUACGGCUAUCGGUUAACUCCAUUGAUACCCUCUUUCAGUGACGAUGAAGCUGAUUUGGGAAAUGCCAUGUUCAACUAUUUCCUUGUUAUCGAUGACAUGCGGCUACGAAAACGGACUUUAAACUCCGUUCCCGUAGAACCCACGUAUCGUAACUGGUUGAUGGCACGAGGCCACGAAAAUAACAAACUUAGACGAGCAUGUUUAUCUAUCAUUGAACUUAUCUAUACGGCCUGUACCAAAGCUCUGAAAACUUCUCGCAUAAAUCGUAUAUCUGAGAGCAUUUAAAAAAACCCUCCUAAUUUAUUCCUUUUCCGGAUCGAACCUACUUGCACCGAAAAAAUUUGAGGGUACCUAAAUGUCUUUGAGGUUUUUGGUUCUGCCAUAUGCAGUGAAGAUCGACGUUGGUGAAAAAAUUUCCUAAGAAAAAAAAAACAGCUUAAUGAAUAUGCAUUAUCCUUUUUACGGUAACUGCAACAUUUUUGUAUAAUUGUCUUUGUAGGGGGAGACAGAGAGAAAUGCUGGAAUAGGGGAGUUUCUGAGGUUUGAGAGAGAUCUAGCUGAGAGAGCAAAAUCUGUUAAAGUAAGAAAAGGCAUUUUCGUCACGAAGUACGCUAAAGAUGUCGCUUCAGAAUUCGCUGAACGCCUCGCAAAAUUUAAACGCACCAUUGAUGAUAGCGAAAGAAUCCAAGGAAACCGUUUAACACGUUUAAAGAAUAAAAUCAGCACUAUGGAAAAAGAUCGCGAUAGCCUUGAUAUAGUGCACCAGGAAAUGAAACGUCUCGAUACAAUGAUACUUGACCUUCUCUCUAGCGAAAAGAUUGAUCUGUUGAUAAAAGAACUCGGCAACAAGAUCAAAGAUUGUAACAGCGAGGAAAGUGAGGAUCUGGCUGUUAGUGCAUUUUUUAAAAGUGAGAUCUAUGUAAUCAAUGAAACUUUACAGAAACAAAUUCUAAAGGUAAAGGCCGAGUUUCAGAAGUGGAAAUAUGCUAAGCAAGGUAACUAUGGAUUUUCAACAAAUACGUUACCAUCCUAUGAAGCCAAACAGUUUAAAGAACCAGAAGAUUAUGGCUACGACAAUAGUAGAGAUCCUCACGCCUUCUUUACGGGCAACAACCUAUGGGCGGUCCUGUUUGGAUGGGCAGCUGCUGGUAGGUGAUACAUAGAGACAUGGUACGUGCGUAGAUAUGGAAUUUCUCUUCGAGUGUUUAACUCAAUAACUCACGAGUGAGCGCAGCGAACGACUGAGAUGUCGAGUUGAACACGGGAAGAGAAAUUCCAUAAGAUGUCGAGUUGAACACGAGAAGAGAGAUUCCAUAUCUACAAGCAGCCAUGUGUUAUUUUGUUUAUCAUAUAUACACAACAGCCCUUUCCUGAGAAGAAAAUCCGACUUCAUUAAUGAAUGAAAAAAUGAAUCGACAAUCCCUAAAUAACAGGGAUCGUAGAGUGUGUUGACGCGAACUCUUGAGAUGGAAAAAUGCUUUGAGUCAUGAUUACAAAAACAACAAUGGUCGUAAUUUCAGUUUACAAAAUUCUCAUGACUUAUUGACUUUGUCCUUACCGACAGAAGAAGUCUUUCAGGUAAACGGCCAAAAUCGGCCAGUGGCAAAUCUUCCAGUUUUCGAUUUUCAUUCUCAGCUAAGAAAAAUGCCAACACCAAAGCCACUGAAUACUUAACUUUCGCUUUUUCUUUAGGUAUUUUGGUGUUCUUCCCCUUCUAUAAAAGUUUGCACUCACUGUCUGUCAGCAAUACGGAUUUUUUCGUGUUUUAGCCGCCAUAAUUCGAGAAAGUUCCGACAAAUUGCUUGUAUUGAGAAUCGUGAAGGCUUUGCCGUUCAUUCAUCAACAUAAACCAGAGGUGCCAAAGGCUGAUUGGAUUGAAAGCAGCUGAUUGGCCAUUUCAACACACGCGGAAAGACACGAUUUUUUUUUCACGUGUGUUGGUGCGGCUUUUCUCGGGGCCGGAAAUCCCUGUAUGACACCGCAGUUUAUGUGAUAAUACAAUUGCAAGUUACUGUGCCUAGGUAUCCCGGGGGAUGGUGGCAUCUCCUUAAAUGCAAUACAGGUAAUCAUUCCUUUCUUCAGACAUUUGCACGGAAGGGACUCUUCCCUAUUUAAAAAAUUACUAAAAGUAGUGCUACCAGAGCAAUAGAACCAACAAAGCAAUAACUGUACUGCUACUUUAACUACUAUAUAAAAAAAGUUCGGAUAUGACGCGCGCUGUUAUAGGUCGAAAGAUUGUGUGCCAUCGGAGCUCAAAACACGGAGCUGAGCUAAAGCUGUCACGCCACCUGUCAAUUUGUACUAUGUCCGAUCAUUUCUCGGACCUCUCUCAAGCUUUUUUUCGUUCAUUGAAAGUGAAAUUUAGAACAAGUGAGCCAGCAAGUGGCAACAGAAGAACCAAAAGAAGGUAUGUAAACAUGCCAAGCGCCGUAAUUGACGUGAUUAUAACGUCACCAGAAACGAAAAUUCUCAAAGGGAUAACGAAAUGGACUGUCCGAGUUUUGGAGGUUUUCACGCGCAGUUAGAUUGUAAGCUUACAUACGGCUACAAACCUCAAACACAACUAACACUCGUAUAGUAUGUAAAAUUUCGUGUUCAAAAACAAAACAGGAAUGAUGAAAAAAUAUACCCAAACGGACCUAACUGUUAAACUUCAUACAAAUUAUGACGGCGUCAGAGUGACUACGAUCAUGCUGAGAUCCAUCGCGGCUAGUUAGCUCAUCACGGCGAUUUACGGUCAUCGGUUACAUCUUCUACUCUUUAAGUGAACUAAGAACUUGCUCUGAUAUCCCUUCUGAUGCGUUGAGUAGAAGGCCACAUCUCUAACUGCAGCCGAGUCUUACGGCAAUUCUAUUGCUCCAGUGAAUUCAGCUCUCUUUUAUUAAUAGAACAUGUGCCUUGAGCAGUUCGUUUCUUAAUUGUCGUGGGAAAAAAACUUGCGUGUUUUUUUGAGCCAGAAUUCGACCGAAUUUAACUGAAUAUUUCCCCUACAGAUUCAGUAUUAAGAUUAAAAAAAAAACGGGCAAAAGGGUUAAAUUCGACUUGCCAAACUAUUGCAGAUUGUGAACUUUGAUGGUCUAAUAUUUUUGACGACUUUCGUCCUUUCCAACAAAUCGUGUUCUUUGAACCAUUCUAACAUGGAUCCUGAUUGGCUUCUUGUAAUGUGUUUUAUGGGAGUAUAGAGCAUGCUGACGACACUCUUGUUCGCUCCAAAUUUUAAAAUCUGUUUUGAAAAUCGUAAUUGCAGUUAGGGCAAUUAAGAGGCAGGUAGCGUUUCCCCCUACACUUCUUUCGUGCUCUGACCCCUUCCUGCACACUUUACAACAGAACAGAGCACAGUCAAGUUAAUAGCUAUAUACCACACAAGUGAGAAGUGCUUUUCGCACGCGAUGAUUUGCUAGUUUGAAAAUGAAUAGUAAGUACUUUUCACCUCCGAGCAGCCGAUGAGACAAAAUCGCGCGUCGUAAGUUAAUUUCCUACGAUUGUUCGUUAUAAAGAAGGAAAUAAACUAACCAUUUGGUAUCUGUGUGGUAUAAAUUAAAGAGGUAUUCACCUCAGUGUUGGAGAAAGUGUUGGAUAUUUAUCUCGCGCUUAGCGGCUUGGUAAGUAUCCACCACUAUUCACCUCAAUUUUGGUUAAUAAUUUCUAAACUACCAGUACUACUUCUACUACUACUACGACGACUACUACUACUACUACUACUACGACUACUACGACAACUACUACUACUACUAUUACGACUACUACUACUACUAUGACGACUACUACUACUACUUCUACAUCUACUACUACUACCACUACUACAACUAGCACUACCACAACCACUACUACCACAAACACUACCGCAACAAAAAUUAUCUCCACAAGUACAAUAAUCGCAACUACCACUACCAAACCAUCACAACCACCACAACCAAAGCCACUGCAACACCACCAUCUACCCAGUACUACCACUUCCACUGCCACCACAACACUACCCAUACCACUAUUACCGCUUCCACCACCACUUCCAACACCACGACUACCACUAACAGUACAACCAGCCUCAUAACAACAACCAGCACAACCAUAACCACCACUACUUCAACCACCAUCACAACCUCACCACCACCACCGUAACAACCAACAUCACCACCACUAUCAAAACUAUCACCACCACUACCAGCACCACAACCGCAACCAACACUACCAGAACCACCACAAUCACCACUACUACAACAACCACAAACAUAACUAUUGCUUUACAACCACCAAUACCACCAUAACCACAUCCAUAACCAUUACUAUAACAACCACCACACCCAUCACUACCACCAUUAUCACGACAACCUCAACCCCCCCUACGAGAACCGCCUAAAGAACCAUCGCUACAAUCAUGACCACCACUACCACAAGCAACACCAAAACCACCAUCACCACCACCAUAACCAUGAUAUCCACCAUCAGCACCAUGCCAACCACUAUAACUAUCGCCACCACCGCUAUAACCAUCGCUACCACUACAAGAGCCACCAGCUUCACCUCCACCAAUACCAGGACCACCACCGCUACCAACACUAUCACUACCAGCACUUCCACCACCACCACUUUACAAAAACCAGCACCACAAUCAGAACCACCGGCAACACUACUACCACAACAACCACUACUAUCACACCAACCAACGCCGAAACCAGUACCAACACAACUACUACAACUAGUAGCACCACCACCACCACAAUAACCAUCACAACCACAACUACCACUAAUACUACUACUUCUACUAUUACUACCAUUACUACUUGUAAUAAUGAUGAUAAAAAUAAUGAUUAUAAUGACAAUAAUAAUAUAAAAUUAUCGUUAAAAUAUUAUUAUCAUUUUUAUUAAUAUUAUAAUAAUUAUUAUUAUUAUAAAAAAGAUCAAACGAUGUCUAAUGGAGUAAAAUACAUCUUAAAUUUUAGGAUUAAAAGAAACAAUAACAAAAAAAUAACAAUAUCUCAGAAACGUUCCCGAUAAAACAUUGGAUACGAAGGCUAGAAGUUUUAUAUCAGACUGACUUCUGUACUAUUAAAUCUAAAAUCAUUUAGGACUUCCUUUGCGUCGCGAAAUAGCACUCUAGAGCCUCUGACACUCAUAUGCAGAGAUCUCAAAUCUCAAAUGAUAAACGUUUCUUAACCAUGGAUCACUUCUGCACUAGCCUCUCCGUUCCUCUUUUAGAGUUUCUCAUCGGGGUUUCUCAGGGACACUUUACAGUCAGCUCCUGUUGUUAACUUUUGUACAACAUUUUUAUUUAAAAAAAAAGGGAAUUUCUUGCUCUAGUGUUGGGAGGCUUGUGCCUCCCAUAAGGCAUAGUGGGCUCAAAAACACGUGGAAGUCGGAAGUGUCGUUGUUGUAGUUUUUCAUUUUAACCUUACUGCGGAUUCCCUAAAUCUCGUACAUGUUCGAAUCAUAUAACUGAUCUCGAUUGUUUGAAGCUUAGAAAUACAUGUUGAAUCAUCGACUACAGCUCCCUAAAGGACCCCAUCUCCACGUCCAACACACGUUUCUGGUAUUUCCCCUUCUUCUCGUUCUCUGGCCAUUUGAGGAUCUAUGCCGUUGGCUUUUUCUCGUUACUAUUUUAUUUAGCAUGUGUUACACAUGGAUACAUCAGUUGAUGCUGUAACAUUUCCUGUUACUAUACAAUCUACCGGUUUUUUUUUAUCAAUUGACAAGUUUACCAAACUUCGUUCCUUCUCGGGUAAAGUGCUUAUAACAGCUUUAAAGCAGCGACAUUCUUCCUCCCCAAGCUGAGUGGUCAGCUAGCCAUACUUAUUUGACUGCUGGAGUAUGCUUUCUCAAUUUCUGGUUCAUGGUGGAUGUGUUCUUUAAAGAUCAAGGCAUGGCUAACGGAUCACUUCGCAUGUUGUCCUGUGACGGAUGAAUGGGCUAGAAGGGCCACUGUAGGUGUCGAUUAUGUACUUAGACAAUUCUUUAUAGGUUAUCAAAUAUUGUGCAUGGUGAUUCAAUAAUAAUGAUGAUAAUGAAAAUAAAUAAUGAUAAUAAUAAUAACAAUAAUGAUUGUAAAGUUAAUAAUAAUAGCGGCAUUUAUGAUAUGAUAGGAUAAUAAUAAUGUGGAAGAUGAUAAAGACCAGCCUGAAGGAUAAUUAUGACGAUAAUACUAAAGAUGCAAUCAUAUUCCUUGGCCUCUGAACAUGAUCUCGAACAAAACAAGAAUGUUGUCUUAUGAAAAGGCCAUAUGUAUUUUGCUCCUUUUACAAGCCAUGGAGCUUUGGAAAGGUUUAUAUGGGUUAUAAAAAGAACAUGUUUAUCGAUAUAACUUUUAAUUAAGUUAAAUGGAGGAUGUAAGGGGAAAAAACUAAAAUUGAUGAAUUGUCUCAUGAUAGGGCCAAGUGGAAUGAGGAAGGAAAAACUUAAACAGCACGCGCGGACAACGUUGCAGGAAAUGAAAGCACAAUUUGAAAAAUUCAAAGUAUCAGCAUCAGAGAUUAUGAAGCAAAGCUCUGACUCAAUUUCUUCACACAAAAAAUGGCAAGAGAUGGUUCGUUUGAAGAAAUGUCAGCGCUGAAAGAAGAAUUACAACAACUUGAAAUAUGGUCAUCGAAACUUCGUAAAAUCACAGAUCACCUGGAGGUUGUUCAAAAAGAACUCGACGAGCUAAAGCAUAGGUAAGUAUUGCCAUCAAGAAUGUUCCAUUAUGUCAAGCUUUAUCAGAUCUGGAAGUUUAGUUAAAAAUAUAGUCAGGAAUGCCUUGCGUUAAAACGAUCACACUCGCAGUUGUCUCUGUCACAGGUGCCAGAUCGCGAAGCCAAGAUUCCCUGUUUCUUGUGGUUACAAAUUAUGAAAAAGAGAGAAAUUCUGGCAACAACCAGUCGCCAGAUGUUAGAAAAGUUCUGAUAAGUGGUAACAUAAUUACGGUCAGCAGUAAAUUUUUAAUAUUCUCAUGCUUCGUUUCCUUGAGAAGGAGAGGGUAAGCCACAUUGACUUGUAUUCAUAGUCAUUCGAUAGUUCCGUCGGUUAGACGACUCACAACAAAUUUUCUUUCUUUGCGACGUUGAGUGGAAGAGAUUUCAAGUACGCGUUUUACAAAGAGUUCUUUUCAAAACCUAUCGCUUCCAUCUUUGAAUAUCUUGGUUACUUACCAAUUGACAAUCGCACCACUCGAUGUUUUCUUUCCUUAUCUCGCUGAAGACCAAACAUACUUAAAAAAAAAGCACAGGCGAAUGUUAUUCGACCAAAUUUGUCCCAGGGAUAUUUUAGCUUUCAAGUGAAAAAUAAAAUCAUGCAUGCACAUUCUUUGAAAAAACGUGAACUAACGCCGGAACACUGUCUAGUUGUUUUUAAGUUAAUAUCUGGGUGAUCCACUCAGAUCUAAUCUAAGAGAGUCAGAUCUAAGAAAUACGUUACUUUCAAUUGUGUUCUUCAGGUUGAAAAUAAACGACACAGUUCCUUCCAAUGACUAGACAGAAGACCAGUCCUCCGUUCAAACAGCUGUAUACAAGCCUUACAGUGAAAUGUGGGAGUAGUCCGCGUUACUCAACAACACAUCAUUGUAGUAUUACCAUAAACUGACUGGAUUUAAUUCAAAUUAAUUUUCUUGUUAAAAGUCCAUGAAGAAAACAACCAGUAGAGCACUAAUUCUUCUUACCCAACAAAGCCAUUAAGACUUUGUUAUCAUAUUUUUACCUUCGGUGGGCUCAUCACACCUGACGGCUCAUUUUGUUUGGUAUUCAUCACUAGUUUUAGGGAAAUAAGCAGGAGAAGAAUGGCACAUUUUCUGAAGUAACACCUAUACUUGGUCAGCAUAACCGUGUUUUGUAAAUAACCAAUCCAUAUUUUCAAUUUCAAUUGAUUUCUUUGUAGAAUAAUGCUUAGGCCAGCCAGUGACAUAUAAGUAGAUCGUAAUUCCUUCUUAUAACGGGCAGUUGCUUUCAUCAAUUUUGAAUUCGUGGACCCCUUUCGUAUCAUCCCCCACAUAGCGCUGCUGCGAAUUGGAUUUAUAGUUUUAACUCUUAUUAUUCAUGAAAUACGUUAGGCAAAAUUUUAUAUAUUCUCUGGGCGCUUUGCCUUGACAAAACGUCGUUUUUCACAGACACUAACUUCCCUUUCUAUCAUUAGGUCAAGAUAUCGAUAAGGAGGGCGGUCAAGUAGAAAUGGUAGUACAAAUUCGCGAUAAAGCAACGAACGAAUGAACGUUUCGGUUCACAUUUUCAAAGCCCCAUUAAAUGUAAACAAAUCGCCCUAGAGGCGAACUUAGUACUUUAUUUAAAACAAAUACAUAAGGCGUCUGAAAUAUAUAUGAUUAUUAUGCAUUUCCAAGGCCCCAUUAACUGAUAAACAAAUUUUUAGUAACCUGGACCUCUCUGCCCAAAGUAUUUACAUGUUGUAAGUUCGCUGUCUCUGCCUGAUUAUAAUUGGAUACAAUCUUGAAAACUUUUAAAUAUGCCAAGAAAUAUAUAAUUUUUGCUUCCUAUAUCAGUGAUGUAACGUCGGUUUUACGACACACACAUAUACCGGAUAAUUGCUGUACAAACCAUUAGAUCGGUGAUACACACGCCGAAUGAAAACUGAGAUACACACUGAAAGAACAAAUUUGUGAAAAAUAACCACUCUACCUCAAUAAAAAAUACCAGA